AUGGCGUACACACCCCGGGGUGGCCGCGGUGGCGGCCGCGGUGGCGGCCGGGGCGGCUUCGGUGGUGGUCGCGGUGGCCGAGGCGGUUUCGGUGGUGGUCGGGGCGGGGGCUACAGUGGUGGCUUCGGAGGCGGGUUCGGCGGUGGGGACCGCGGCGGUUUUAAGGGAGGAAGGGGCCGUGGGGGUGGGCGUGGUGGAGGACGCGGGCGUGGACGAGGCGCCGGGGGUGUGCGGAGAGGUCUCGGAGCGCGAGGCGGGUCAAGAGUGAUUGUUGAACCGUUCCGCCACGCAGGUAUCUUCGUUGUCAAGGGUAAGGACGAUUCACUGGCCACCAAGAAUAUGGUGGUCGGAGAGAGCGUGUACGGCGAAAAACGGGUGCAGGUGGAAACUGCGGCGCCAAUGGCCGAACAAAAUGGAGCGACUGUUGCCAAGGAGAAAAUCGAGUACCGAUUUUGGUCGCCGUUUAGGUCCAAGCUGGCCGCUGGUAUUGUCGGUGGUAUUGACAAGUGCUGGAUCACUCCGGGAGCCAAAGUUCUGUACCUCGGUGCCGCUUCCGGAACGACUGUGUCUCAUGUGUCCGACGUGGUUGGGCCUACGGGCGUUGUGUAUGCGGUGGAGUUUUCCCCGAGAUCAGGACGAGAUUUGGUGAACCUGGCCAAGAAGCGAACAAACAUUGUGCCGAUUAUCGAGGACGCGCGUCAUCCGGCCAAAUACCGUAUGUUGGUUGGGAUGGUUGACGUUAUCUUUGCUGAUGUUGCGCAGCCUGAUCAGGCCAGGAUUGUUGGUAUCAACGCACAAUUCUACCUGAAGACUGGGGGUCAUUACAUGAUCUCAAUCAAGGCAAACUGUAUCGACUCAACCGCUCCAGCUGAAGCUGUGUUUGCAGCCGAAGUGGAGAAGCUGAGGGGUAUGUCCCUCAAGCCUGUGGAGCAGUUGACAUUGGAACCUUAUGAGAGAGAUCAUUGCAUAGUUGUAGGGGUAUACAAGAAGAAGAAGAAGGAUAUGUCGGCGUAAUUUGAUGAUGCAAGUCGGGGUUUGUUUCUCGGUCUGUUGAUACAUGCAUUAAACGAUUCUAUGUG
This is a messenger RNA of Chondrus crispus (carragheen), 1079 nucleotides long. Its product is annotated as rRNA 2'-O-methyltransferase fibrillarin 2. Lineage: Eukaryota; Rhodophyta; Florideophyceae; Gigartinales; Gigartinaceae. Gene Ontology annotation, molecular function: RNA binding; rRNA methyltransferase activity; histone H2AQ104 methyltransferase activity. Bases 1 to 1014 code for a protein of 337 amino acids. The record is from RefSeq and is a predicted model, not a curated record. The transcript has 2 exons. Gene Ontology annotation, cellular component: box C/D methylation guide snoRNP complex; small-subunit processome. Gene Ontology annotation, biological process: box C/D sno(s)RNA 3'-end processing; rRNA methylation.